GUGACAUUCCCGUCGUCACGUGUGAUUUAUUUCAGCUGCGAUGACCACCGGUUUUAGAAGUCACCUUAACGAGGACAGAAGAUCAUACCCAAACCUUGCAGAAGCGUUUUUAGCUAUUUACGAAGACGUCCUGCUUCCCUGGCUUGAUGCCUUUAGCAUGACUAUGCAAUAUUGAAAGAAGGACAUUUUUUAAAGAAUAUAGUUCAAGUGCCUGCAGCAGUGUAGUAUGGCGUCGGCCACCUCCACCCCCGCAGUGUCCAGCAGUAGCGCCAGUCGCUCUGCCAGCCGCCGCAGCGCCGCCAACAUUACCGCAUCCACCAGCCCCAGCUACAGGACCCGCAUCCAGGAGAAGGAUGACCUGCGACAUCUCAAUGACCGCCUGGCCAACUACAUCCAGCGUGUGCAGGAGCUGGAGAGUGAGAGGGCUUACAUGCUGCUGAAGCUGGAGGAGAAGGACGAAUCAAAGAAGAACGUGCGGCGGCUGUACGAGGAGGAGCUGAGCGACGUCAGGAAGUCUCUGGACAUUCUGGCAGCCGAGAGGGCACGUCUUCAGGUCGACUUUGGAAACAUCUCAGACGAACACAGGAAACUCCAAGCAAGGAACCAGAAGAAGGAAAGCGAUCUGGCGAAUGCACUGACUCAGUGGAGACGGGUUGAAGCGGCGCUUAGUGCAAAGGAUGCAGAGUACGCAAAGCUUCUGUCAGAGAUCGGAAGACUCAAUGACAACCUGACUGAUCUCCAGGGCCAGUUGGAAAACUCGCAGGGAGUGCUUGCUGAUGUCAAGAGCCAGCUGAGUUCAGAGCUCUUGAGGAGGGUGGACGCGGAGAACCAGGUCCAAACCCUCAAAGAACAGCUCGAGCUCAACAGGAACAUCAACGAGCAGGAAAUCUUGGAGCUCCGUGGUCGACAUGACAGCCGUUUAGUGGAGGUGGACACGGGGAGACGGAGAGAGUUUGAUAUGAAGCUGGCUGAAGCGAUGCAUCAGCUUCGACAGGACCACGAGUGUCAGCUGCAGCAAUACAAAGACGAGCUGGACAGGACCUUCAGCUCAAAAUUGGAGAACGCCCAACAAGCAGUACUUGACAAAGACAUCGUUGUUUCAGCUACCAAAGAUGAACUGGAAACCACCAAACUAAAAGUGGAGACUCUCAGCUCCCAACUUCAUCAAUACCAGAAAGAGAAAAUGGCAUUAGAGGGCCGCUUCCAGGAUCUGGACAGGACUCUGGACCGUGAGCGGGAGGUUUGGCAGCAGAAGAUGAGUCAGAAGGAGCAGGAGCUGCUGAGCAUGAGGAGCCAGAUGUACAGCCAGCUGGAGGAGUACGAGAACCUGCUGGGUAUCAAGGUUGCUCUAGAUAUGGAGAUUAAGGCUUACAGGAAGAUGUUGGAGGUGGAAGAACAGAGAUUGCAUCUGUCUCCCAGCCCCUCCCAGCAUGUGUCCAUACCUCGCACGCAUGAACACGGUAGCAGCCGCAGACUGCGAGGCAAGAAGAGGAAGCACGACGGCGCUGCUGGCAGCUCACCCGCAUAUAAAAUGUGCAGUCAUUCGACUGAGCUUGGCGCUGUUAGCAUAGCCGACGUGGACGUGGACGGGAGAUACGUUCGACUGAAGAACAUCACAGAGAUGGAUCAGUCGCUUGGUGGCUGGAUUGUUCGAAGGGUAUACACAGACUCUGAAAUCUCUUUUCACCUGCCUUCUUCCUGCACCCUGGCUGGCGGGCAGACACUCACUAUCUGGGCAGCAGGUGCAGAGGAGGAGGCUGAUCCUGCGGACCUGGUUUUGGAGGGCCACAGGAGCUGGGGCCCCAUUAAUGAGGUCCGGGUGAUCCUCCUCAAUCCAGACUUUGAAGAGAUGGCUGAGCGCCGGGUGUGUAUGCAAAGCAGGGAGGAGGAAAGUGGCUUGGAAUUUGCAGAAAGCAGUAACGUGCAGCACUUUAGGACUCAGGACCAAGUGAAGUCGAGGACAAAGGCUGAGGACCAGGACUUGAAGAGGUCUUACUACUGUGGCAGAGGGACGAUGACCUCCACGUAGUUGAUGGGAAAGAAGCCAGAAUCCCCGUGGAUCAUGCCCUCAUACCAGUUCUCAUCGAUUUGGUUUGUCAGGAUGAUGACGUCUCCUUCUUUAAAGCCAAGCUCUCUUUCGUUCUCUGGCUCAAAGUCAUACAGAGAGCGACAGCACGGCUGAUCCAGCACCUCCCAUUCUGCGGCCAAACACAAAAUGCCAUUCAUGAUCAGUUUCAUUAAGGUGUAUGGCUAUGACAUAAUCACAGUCCAAUAAGUACCUCCAUUUUGAGGUAACGGUUCCUUUUAUUUUGGGUACAGUAAGGGAACAGAUUCAAAACAUAAAACUGCUUCGCUUUUGUGCAGCUUUAAUGAUUUGUGGUCAAGUACCACAAUAAUCUCUUACACACAAAACAAUACUAUUUUGUACAAAUCUAUAACCCACAAGGCACGAUGGGUAACUGAGUGCUGAUGAAGUGUGCAUGUGGACUUCCCAGCAUGUCCUACAGGUUAUAAAUCAAUAUAUAAAUCAGUCAAGAAGCCAAUGCUGCAUGGAUAUUGGUGCGUAAACAUCUAUUUUGAUACCUGCAUAAUCCUGCAAAUAAAACUGCACGGUGCUCCACACAGCAGCAAGCUUGCUAGCUCAGUAUGUCCGCGGUGUGGAAUUAUUUUAUUAACUUUCGGAUUGUAAAUAUGCAAUGUCCAAUGACCGUAAAGCACUGUGACAUACUGUAUGUACCACUGCACACACAGGCACAGACUCACAUGUUGUUGUAAAUGAAAACUCUGAUAUUAAAAUACGUCUAGCUGACAUGACCCAGGCGGAACAAACGUCUAACAUGUUACCAACUUACAGGGGCAGAUGUACACAAGACUCCUGGCCACCUUCCGAAAACACAGGUGUGCAAGUCCAGGUGCUGAAGGAGUGACCACGGUGACGGCCAAUCACACAUUAGCAAAAAACGGCUGAGCCAAUUGAUGAGCUUGUGGGCAGUCUAAAGGGAAAAAGGCUUCAACUUGAGCAGCCGUGUUCCGCUUGGUCCUUAUCGCCUUUUAACCCUCAAUGCACACGAUGCAUCAUGUGUGUGCAUUUAUUACAUGGCAUGACUGUAGUUUAAGGGAAGAGCUGCUGCCUAUAUCAAUAUCGGUUGAUAUCAAUAUCGAUAUCACUUGAUUGAUAUGGGUAAUGAGUUGUGAAAAGCAUCAGAUAUCGGGAACAAAGCCAAUAUCCAGCAUCUCCACGUGUGUGCCAAGAUCUUGUAUUGAUGACAGGAGAAUGAGACCACUGUGCCCACAAGUUUCCUCACCGUUCUUCCACUUUUUAAUCAUGCCUUGGAAAGUUUUUAACCCUAUUUUAGAGAUUUCAGCAAUCUCCUUAGAUGCCUGUUAAUAUUCCCAUUCAUGCGGGUCACUGUAUUCUGUCUUAGAAGACGUUUCGCCUUUCAUCGCAGCAGGCUUCAUCAGUUCAUGGGAGAAACACUAGUCUGACUCGAUAGGACAGAAUGAGAAUCUCCUUUGAUGUUUUCUCAUGCUUGCAUGCGUGCCUUCUGAAACAGAUGAACAUCUUUUCCACGAUCACUGGAUGUGUCUUUCCAUGCGCUUGUUUAACAAAUGAGAAGCUCCCUACUGAAUCACUUGGGUUUAAAUACGUUGUUCCCAGCUGAGACAUAAUCACGCAUGCUAUCACCCCCUACAUGACACUGUGGGUUCCCUUAGCAGCUCCUUCAGCAGCAGACUGUUACGCCCACGGUGUAAGGAGAGAUUCCGCAGGUCCUUCAUACCGACCGCUGUCGGGCUCUACAGCACCUGCACCACUUGAACCAUGUGUCACUAUGUAUUCUUUACUUGCGUAUCUUGCUUGCUGCUGUAACAAGCAAAUUUCCCUGCUGUGGGAUAAAUAAAGUACAAUACAAUACAAUACAAUACAUUAUCCAACGCUUGCUUAGUUCAGGCAGUGAACAAACAACAUGCGAUUAUAAUGACAUUGACUGGAAUGAGUUCCGUCAAGUUGAAGGUGCUGAUAGCCAGCUUGAUGAAAAAAAAAUAGCUUGAAUGGAUAGUACAGUGGAACCUCGGUUAAUGUCAUGAAUCCGUUCCAGAAGGUCCGACUUAAACCAAAACCACGAAUAAUCAGAAUGUAAAUCCAAUUAAUCCGUUCCAAAAAUGCCAAAAAUGUUAACAAAAAACAAAUAUUUACAGUUUUAUAAUGAUAGUUUUACUUGCAGAAAACAAUUCAAAAUGUAUAUAAAGGCAUACAAAUACAAUUGGCUGGUCCUGCAGCUAAUAGUCAGGUGCGACUGAUAUAUCAAAAUAUUUCCCCGCUGU
Molecule: messenger RNA, 4323 nt
Organism: Dunckerocampus dactyliophorus (ringed pipefish)
Lineage: Eukaryota; Metazoa; Chordata; Actinopteri; Syngnathiformes; Syngnathidae
Product: lamin-L(III)-like
Exons: 11
Coding region: 227-2029 (600 amino acids)
Source: RefSeq, a predicted model, not a curated record